Molecule: messenger RNA, 2775 nt
Organism: Linum trigynum
Lineage: Eukaryota; Viridiplantae; Streptophyta; Magnoliopsida; Malpighiales; Linaceae
Source: the annotation of a GenBank genome assembly
UCUUCACACCUCUCCUUCUCACUUCCCUUUUCAAUUUUCUGUUGUAGCUCUAUAUUUCUUUAGUAGUUUUGCGGUUAACGUUAACUCGUAAGUUGAUUUAGUAUUACAUAUUUCUUUAGUAGUUUUGCGAUUAACGUUAACUCGUAAGUUGAUGUAGCUCUAUAUUUCUUUAGUAGUUUUGCGAUUAACGUUAACUCGUAAGUUGAUUUAGUAUUACAUAUUUCUUUAGUAGUUUUGUGAUUAACGUUAACUCGUAAUUAGUAUUACAUAUUUCUUUAGUAGUUUUGUGAUUAACGUUAACUCGUAAGUUGAUUUAGUAUUACUUUGUAUUGUUAAUUUUUAUUUUUGAUUUUUAUGAUAUUAACUUAACUACGGUUUUAUCGCAGAUGGCAUUCCAAAAGUUCACGCUUGGCUUACGGUGGAAUGGUUACACGGAAGAGACCGGAAAGGGUGCCACCUACGUAGGUGGCAAUUUUCAGAAGAUAAAGGUCGCUACCAGACCGCUGCUUGAAGACCUCCAUCAAAUGUGCACUAACGUUACUUGCAUGGAUGGCACGAGAAGAGUUGAUCGUAUGGUGUACCGAUAUCCAAACAGAGAAAGUGGGUCAUUGUGGCAUGAAGAAUAUCUCAUAACCACUCAGGAUGAGGUAGACGCCAUGCUCGAAUUCAUGAGGUUCAACAAUCUUUCCAAAGCCGAGAUGUUCGUUUACACCGAGCCGGUCGUAGGCGUUGGAGGUCAUUCUGGACACGGUCAAACAUCUGGUACCCAUGGUGGAGGUGAAUUAUAUGGAGAUCAUCCCUACCAAAGUUACCAUGAUCCUCAUUCAUAUUUUCAGUACCAAGAGCAAGGUGAAGGUCAUCAUCAAUCAUAUGAAGAAGAAGUUCAACCGGACCGGCCCAACCAACCUCAGUACAACUUCCUCUCAGGCAGCGGUAGUUUUCACAACUACCAUUAUGGAGCUGAUGAAGGUGCCUUUCAUGAGCUGGAUCAGAUGGAGGAUGUCAUGCCAACUUCCUCUUUGACAGAAAAAGGGGGGAUCCGAGGAUCUCUUAAUACCCGAUUUUCCCAGGGAAUGGGAGGAUAUGAUAAUCGCUUAAAACCUCAUUUCCUUAGACGUGCAUCUCUUUAUAAAGAGUCGAAGUAAGUGGAACAAUGUAUUCGAUUAAAUUAUUGAAAACAACCAACACGAUUAAAAAUUCAACAUAAAUUUAUUUUAUAUUUCACUAAAUACAUUAACAAAAUAAAAGAAGGACAAAUGGUAAAGAAUUGUAUGUACCGGGUGAGCGUUCCAAACAUCCCUUGACCGAUGGUUGGGUUGGUCGUACAAGUCGGUUGGAUCCAACGGUCCUUGCUCGAGAUAAUACCGUUGGUUGUAAAUAUCGACGUCCUCCGCAGCCUACGAGAAAAUAACAACGAGGUUAGUAAAUAGAUUAAUUAAAAAGCAAGAUAAGAACAACAAAAAUUAAACCCGAAUAAUGAGUACGUACCGCUUGAAAUUCAUCAACAAAAACUCCUUCUCCUUGCCACCAAUCGGCCAUUUUUUCGGCGCAAUUCGGACAGAGCUUCGGCUCGGCUCGGCGUGUUUUGAGGAAAAAACCUAAGAAAUAUUUUCUAAUGGCAGAUCGGACUUUGCCGCAACCAAUAGACCACUAUUUUCUAGGCUUUUGGGAGGGGGAGGGUUUAGAGAGAUAAAACUUAGAGAGAGAAGAAAGAAUGGGUUGAAGGUGUGAAGAAAUGAGAGGGGGAGGGGGGCUAUUUAUAGUUUUUCAGAUCGCAGGCUCCAGGGGCGAGGCGGUAAUUUUGCCCCGCGCGGAUCGCAUUCUCCCAAUGCGUUUUCCGCUUCCCCAGGCGCAGAUUGCACCCUCCCAAUGCGGUUUGACUGACACCGGCGCGGAUCGCAUUGCUGGCGUGCGAUCUGGGAUCCAAGGCGCGGAUCGCUCCGCUGGCGUGCGCUUAGCCGUUGGAUCGGCUAUCAAUCCGACGAUCUGGUGGAUCGCAACGCGUCCUCCCCAAAUCGCAUCAGUCUGGUGCGUUUUAUUUUGUGGAUUGCACCCCUCUGAUGCGUUUUACGUGUAGAUCGCAUCUGUAAGGUGCGUUUUACAUUUAAAACGCAUCUUAGGGGUGCGUUCCAAAAAAUAAGGUGCUAUUAGUGGAAUUUUUUUUACAUGGGUGCUAUUUUUGUAAUUUUUUUUUAUUAAAGGUGCUAUUAUUGGAAAAAUCCCUUCCUUUGUUCCCUGUUCUUCCUUCUUUCGCUGGAAUCAACCCAAGCCAAGCCUAUUACAUAAACUCAUAAGUCUAGUAACUCAGAGAGUUCAAAUCAACAACCAAUUUAGUACUACGUUAAAAUUUAAUUUUCUCCAAUAUCUCAAACACAAACAAGAGCUAUAUUGUUAAAAGCACAACAUAAAUACAUUAAAAACCAAGUACAACCAAAUUAUGUAACAAUAAUGGUUGAGGAGAAUGACUUGUAUAUAUCCGUGGCAUGCAAAUGGUACAUUAGACCAUCCACAUCCAUGAAAUACCAUUUCUAUUUCAUAUGCGGCCCCUAUUGCCACAUCAGCAACUUUUUCCAUUCCACUACAUAUCACUUCCAUUUCCUCUACAUCCAUGAAAUCCACUAUCUAUUUCAUAUGGUGGGUCCAGCUUAUUUUUUAAUACAUCAACACAUUUUAUCUAACCUAUAUGAUUUUACUAAUUUAAGAUGUAUCAAAUAAUUAAAAUAAUAUAUUGUAAUUAUUUGAUUAUCAAUAAUGAAAUAAAUUUACUAAUUUAUU